AUGUUGUUCUACACGCAACUGUUCACGUCCAAGCGGGGGCCUCUGGCCAAGAUUUGGUUAGCAGCGCACUGGGAAAGGAAACUGACCAAGGCCCAUGUGUUUGAAUGCAAUUUGGAAACGACCAUCAGUGACAUCAUUUCUCCGAAGAUGAAAAUCGGUUUGCGGACAUCUGGUCACCUGCUCCUCGGUGUGGUCAGGAUCUACUCCAGAAAAGCCAAGUAUCUCCUUGCAGACUGCAACGAUGCUCUGCUUAAAAUUAAAAUGGCAUUCAGGCCAGGUCAGACAGAUAUGCCUGUGGAGGGGCUCGAGGCAACACUAAAAGCAAUUACCCUGAUCGAAGACUUCACUUCUUUUGAUGCCCAGCUGCCACCCCUAAGUAACAUAGAGGUUGUGGACCACUUUUCACUGAACCAGAGCCGAUCAGAGGAAAUCACUCUGAAAGAGGACUUUGGAAAUGACUUUCUGAACUUGGCAGACAUCGGUGAGUCCCAGGGCCAUCAGCAUGCGCUGCUGGAUAUGAGCUUCCAUAGUCUGGCUCAAAAGGGGGAUGCUUUUGGAGAUGAGGAUAAAGGAUUCGACUUACUUGACUUUCUGACAUACUCCAGUGAUCAUACCGAGUCCACUGACUUCAUCCCAGAGGAGCCUCAAAAUAAAAAUCUGGAGAACACUACACUUAAUUAUCAACAAGAUGCUGAUAGAAGAGAUCCAGAGGAGGUAGAGACCCCUACACUGAAUGAGACCACCUUGCUUGCCAAUGAGGAGGAGGCCUUUGCCCUUGAACCUGUGACCAUCACUUCAAACUCAGAGAAGAAGAGGGGAAAGAGGAAACGUAAGUUGAUUGUGGACCAGACAAAAGAGCUGACCAACGAAUAUAUCAGAGAGCAGAUUUCUGACUAUUCAGAUCUGGUCACCUCCCUGGACAUGGCCCCACCGACCGUGCAGCUCAUGCAGUGGAAGGAGAGCGGAGGUGUCGACAAACUUUUUGCACAGCCAUGUUCCAGUGUAGUAGCCCCACAGAUAAAAGAGCUCUUUUCCAAGAGUAUUUUCCAGGUGAAAUAUUUUAGAGUUUGUGAGGAGGUUGAGGAGAUGCGCCAGGAUGCUCAAAAAGUUCAGGAGGACAUAAGUGUCCUGACCACAGACAACAUGAGCGUCGCAGAUUCAUCAGUCGAUACUGAAGCACACAAGACUGAGAUGACAGCUCUUGAUCGAAUGAACAACAACCAGCGUUACAGUUACUCAGAGCUCACACAAGAUGAAAACAGAUCGGAGUUCACUUACCCAGAACUUCCAUCAGAGGACUCCAUGUUUGUCCAUCCAUCUCACAUGGAGCAGGAGACUCAGUCAACGUCCCUCCACACUCAGUCUAUGCUGGACAGCCAGGACUUUGAGGAGAGGAGGAUAACCAGGCGAGCACAGAAGCUUCUGAACACUCUACAAAGCCAGAGCGACAGUGGCACCACAUUCAGCCUGCAGGCACUCUGUGAAGGCGACACUCGCUCACAGGCUGCAACCACUUUCUUAUGUCUGCUUGUCCUGAAAAAACAACAUGCCAUCCACCUGCACCAGAGAGCUCCCUAUGAGGACAUCAUUGUCACGCCUGGACCCAAGUUCUUCAAUUAG
Molecule: messenger RNA, 1620 nt
Organism: Toxotes jaculatrix (banded archerfish)
Lineage: Eukaryota; Metazoa; Chordata; Actinopteri; Toxotidae
Gene: rad21l1
Product: RAD21 cohesin complex component like 1
Exons: 13
Coding region: 1-1620 (539 amino acids)
Biological process (GO): replication-born double-strand break repair via sister chromatid exchange; synaptonemal complex assembly; mitotic sister chromatid cohesion
Cellular component (GO): cohesin complex; synaptonemal complex
Molecular function (GO): protein binding; chromatin binding
Source: RefSeq, a predicted model, not a curated record